GCUGUGCGCGGGGAGGAGGCGCGCGGGCGGCACGGCGGGAUGAGCUGGGCGCUGGGCGGCUGGCGGGCGCGGCGCCUGCGCCUGCCCGGCCCCCGGAGGUGGCUGGCGCGGCGGCGGGGCCCAGAGGGCGCGCCGGGCGCGGAGCCGGAGGACGGGGGGCCCAUCCCCUUCUCCGCCAGCAAGGCCAGCCCGCGGGUGUGGAGCGUCAGCCAGUCCAUGGGGAGCGACCACGAGAGGCCGUGGGUGAAGGUGCUGCCUCUCAGCCUGCUGUGCACUGGGCUCCUGCUUUGGUGUGUGUUCAGGGAACCAACGGAGAUCGAUGAGCGACUGGAAGCAGUUUUCUCUGGUCAGAUGAUGGACUCUUUAGAUGUGGCGCAGAGGAGCAACGCUUCCUUGCAACUUCAGAAGGAGAAACGAUGAGGACGGGAGUGCGGCUGCAGUGAAGGAGAUGCCAGAAGUUUGCUGGCAUUCGCCUGUUUAAAACCUGUGCUGACAAUGUAAUGGGAGAACUUGUUUUUGCAAUCUUACCUUAUAAGCUUGAUUCCUUCAUGUGUCGUGCUGCUUUCUGUGCUGGUUUUAGUAAUUUAAGCUGGUAGCACAAGGAGUUAGAUUCUUUCUGCAUUGCACCGUAGGGGUGGGCAGGAUGUAUUGCAAAUCAACUUGCAUUUGAAGAUACAUUUUAUGCAACCCAUCUCUUUUCCAUGGAUCAUUUUUCUUACAUGCACAGUGUAUUAGAAUAUCAAAACUGUAGGUCUGUAAAAUUGCUGCUGAAGGUGACCUUCAUUUGACAUUUUGCUAGUCACAGAGUAUGUUCAACUUACAUUGAAGACAGCUGUAAGUGAUCACUGUAAGUGAUGAUGAUUCAUUAAUACGUGGUUCUGUAUUCUGGGGGUUUUUUGGGUGGGUUUUUUUUUUUUUUUUUUUGGGUUUUUUUUUCUGUUCGUUUGGUUUUGGGUUUUUUUGUGGGUGGUGGUUUUUUUUUUUUUUUUGGUGGUUUUGGAGUUUUUUUGGUUAUUUUGUAAUUCCACUAAAUUAUGUAGAAAUCAUCUUCUUCAACCCUUAAUCCAUAUUUGGUGCUUGCUUUCUGGACAAUAACCUUUCAGACAUGCCUGAUGUAGAUGAUCAUUAUUGGGAGGAGAGGUUUUGUAAGGAAUGGAGGUGAUUGGGUUGCAGUAUAUUAGGAGGAAACUCCUUGUUUCAUGGACAAUGUACUGUCGUUUUUUUCCUACAGAUACAUAGAUACUCAAACUUGCACACUCUGGACACUUUUCAGGGAGCGGAGGAAUCUAAGCUGCUGCUACAACUUAUUUCCCUUCAAAGUUAGAGGCAUUUCUUUUAAGCUUUCUCAUGUAAAAAUGCAAAACUUUAUGUGCCAUUAAAAUUACUAAUUUAUAAAAAAGAAAACAAAUAAACCCCAAACACCACCACCGCCACCACCCACAACAAACCGUAACUCCAAACGUGGCAGCAGCCUGUAAGACGCAGGCUGGAGCUACAGAGAAAACUGACACAGCAUCAUGUUUGUCUGACGCUGCCGGUGAGUCUCUGAACAACAUGCACACUAUGCUUUAAUUUUGCUGUUGAGUCCUCCUGUAGUUCAACCAGGUGAUGCCUAAUAAAUGAGGAUGGUUGGUUUGCUACUGCCAUAAGGUUUAAUUAGUUUUAGGAUUCAAUUUCUACUGCAGUAGACUGUUGCAACUGAGAUACACUCGUAGGGGCGUCCUGGCGAAUAACAGUGGUUCUGGAUUUUAUUUAUGUUGCCCUAAGGUGUAAUGCCUGUUCCCCUGCCUCCUUUGCUUUCUCCAUGUUCCUUAAAUCAGUGGACCCAGCAAUGUACUAAUUGUAUCUAAGGAAAUAAAGAGCUGCCCCUUCGUGUGUGCCUUAUUUUUGGGUAAUGAUAGGUGUUUAAUAAAGAUAAUUACCUACGAAA
Strigops habroptila (Kakapo) is the source of this 1930-nucleotide messenger RNA. RefSeq names its product chromosome 4 C16orf91 homolog (gene C4H16orf91). The coding region runs from base 40 to 420 and encodes 126 amino acids. The record is from RefSeq and is a predicted model, not a curated record. Lineage: Eukaryota; Metazoa; Chordata; Aves; Psittaciformes; Psittacidae. The transcript has 2 exons.